AUGCGCUUCUCCACUGCCACUGUCGCGUACCUCACUUCUGCACUCGUGCUUGCGCUCUUCCCCCAAGCAGCCAACGCCGGGAUCACCGCCUUCAGUGGCAGCACCUGCAACGGCGCCGCCGGGCUGAACGUCCCCUGCGACGGCUCGUGCCACCAGUUCGACGACCGCCACUCCUUCCGCGUCGACGGCGGGUCAGGCAACCACUGCGUAACGGCGUUCCAGGAUGCGAACUGCCCCGCGGGCGCCAGGGGCCGGCAGUUCUCGUUCACAAACCAGAACGGCGGGUGCCAGAACGUGAACACGGGCACGAACAUUCGAUCGUUCAUCUGCUCGCCGAACAACAUCUGCUUGGUCUGA
Messenger RNA from Trametes versicolor FP-101664 SS1, 357 nucleotides. RefSeq lists its product as uncharacterized. The record is from RefSeq and is a predicted model, not a curated record. The transcript is spliced from 2 exons. NCBI's taxonomy places the organism in Eukaryota, Fungi, Basidiomycota, Agaricomycetes, Polyporales, Polyporaceae. The coding region runs from base 1 to 357 and encodes 118 amino acids.